Molecule: messenger RNA, 480 nt
Organism: Schistosoma margrebowiei
Lineage: Eukaryota; Metazoa; Platyhelminthes; Trematoda; Strigeidida; Schistosomatidae
Source: the annotation of a GenBank genome assembly
AUGUCCUCCGAUUUAUCAAAGAAAUCAACAAUGAGACUGUCAUUCAAAAAAGUUUGCUUAAAUGGUCCAACAUCACAGUCAAAUAAACUGUGUGAAGAAUCAAUUAUGGAGUUUCAAAAAUAUUGUACAACGAAUAGUGAUAAUACUGAGAAGAAACGAUUAAACUUACGUCUAAGACGUGGACAUACAACUUUACUUAGCCUUAUGGGAUCAGAGUUAAGCGAUAUAUCAAAAUCUGAUCAAGUAAAUGAAUCACUGUAUGACAAUAAUCAUUCACGUCAUUUUACUCGAUCAAACAAAAUAUCUACAAAUGCAUUCAUUAAUGAAUACAUCCCAGAUGUUUUACCACUAACGACAGUAAAUCCUUCAAAGUAUGUAGUGAAACAGGAGGCUAUUUAUUGGAAUCAUGUGUUGUCUCAACAAAUUUCCAUGGAAUUAAUGAAUAAAUUAAAUGAUGAUAAAAAUGUGGUAAGAGUAUAA